Oppiella nova is the source of this 248-nucleotide messenger RNA. NCBI's taxonomy places the organism in Eukaryota, Metazoa, Arthropoda, Arachnida, Sarcoptiformes, Oppiidae. The record is from the annotation of a GenBank genome assembly.
CUAAUACAGAGACAACAUUUCAUGAGUUUGUUACGUGUCUUAACACAAGUCUUCACUUUUACACCGAUUUUCGAGAAAUUCAUCUUUAAUUCAGUUAUUUAUUAUAAUUUCAAGUUUUAAUCCUAUUAUCCAAAGAUAUGAUGUCUUGUGGACACAUAUGGAUCCCCUGUUUGGUGGCAUUGGUGGCACUGUCGGCCACUUUCGCCAAAGAGAAGAGCGAUUCCGGUGAUAAAGACGGCAAAGACAGC